GUAAUAGCAUAUAUAUAAAUACCAUAGACAAAUUCAGUUGUACUUAGACAAAAUAUCUAUAUAUUUUAACGUGUCGAUUUUAUUGUUUAGAAAGAUAAGUUGGCGUCAUAGAACUAUUGUUUACUAACUAAUAAUAUUGUAGAAAUAAGAAAUAAAUAUGAGCGACGAUGAUCGAGACAUCGAUAUAGAAAGCGAUGAAGGUGACGACUCUGAUUCUAGGCAAAGACAUUCCAAUAACACACAAUAUUAUUCCCAGGCUGAAAAACGUGCACAUCAUAAUGCUUUAGAACGUAAACGAAGAGAUCAUAUCAAAGAUAGUUUUUCAAGCCUUAGGGAUUCUGUACCUGCUUUACAAGGUGAGAAAGUUGCUAGCAGAGCACAAAUACUUAAAAAAGCAGCGGAGUAUAUACAAUUCAUGCGACGUAAGAAUUCCUCUCACCAACAAGACAUCGAUGAUCUAAAAAGGCAAAACAGUUUAUUGGAAACUCAAAUACGAACACUCGAGAAGGCAAAAAUUACUGGGAAUUUUGCCGCAGAAACAUGUGAGGUGUCUAAAUCCGAUUCAAUUGGAAUGGGUGGUUACAAUGAUUCUGAAUCGGAAUCUUCAGACAGUGAAACUGGACGAGCAAUUCGUCAACCCAAAAAAUUAAAAGUUGCUGGUUUACAUCAUUGACAAAAACUGAAGAAAUUCCAUCAGAAUUGAUUAUUCUAGAACUUCAGUUUGAUAUAAUACAAUCAUCUUGUUAUAAGUUAUAAAAUAUACAUUUUAUGUAAACUUAAGUAAAUUAAGUACCUAUUUAAAUAAAUGAUCCGAUUUUAUUUAUAGUAUAUAUGUGUAAUAUAGUAAAAGAUAUUAUCCUUAUUAUAUUGUAGUAUGUAAUAAAAUAUUCUGUAAUAAGAGAAAUGAUGUUAUAAGGAUAGCGUGUUGCAUCGCACGGACCAAUAAAAAGUAUACAGGUACAAACUUAUACAGAAAUUAAAUAUAAACAA
Messenger RNA from Vespa mandarinia (Asian giant hornet), 990 nucleotides. RefSeq names its product MYC associated factor X (gene Max). NCBI's taxonomy places the organism in Eukaryota, Metazoa, Arthropoda, Insecta, Hymenoptera, Vespidae. Gene Ontology annotation, molecular function: DNA-binding transcription factor activity; protein dimerization activity. Gene Ontology annotation, cellular component: RNA polymerase II transcription regulator complex. Gene Ontology annotation, biological process: positive regulation of transcription by RNA polymerase II. The record is from RefSeq and is a predicted model, not a curated record.